Messenger RNA from Psylliodes chrysocephalus, 788 nucleotides. The record is from the annotation of a GenBank genome assembly. NCBI's taxonomy places the organism in Eukaryota, Metazoa, Arthropoda, Insecta, Coleoptera, Chrysomelidae.
GAUAUGUAACCUAACUUUUAAGUGAAUAUUUAUUGUAAUUUUAUUCUACGUAUUUAAGAAAUUAAAUUUAGUAAACAUGGUGUAUUAUUUUGAGAGUAACAUAGUCUCACCUCCAAUUUUAUUGUUUAUGGGUUUUGAUAAGAAUGAAAAUGAAGAUCUCAUACGAUGGGGCUGGCCAGAAGACGUUUGGUUUCAUGUUGAUAAAGUGUCUUCCGCUCAUGUUUAUUUAAGAUUGAGACAAGGUCAAACUAUAGAUGACAUACCAUCCUCAGUUCUUGAAGAUGCAGCACAACUAGUCAAAGCCAAUAGUAUCACUGGCAAUAAAAUGAAUGAUGUUGAUGUAGUGUAUACCAUGUGGGCAAAUUUGAAAAAAACGCCAGAUAUGGAUGUAGGACAAGUAGGAUUUUAUAAAGAAAAAGAAGUGAGAAAAAUAAAAGUAGCAAAAAGAAUAAAUGACAUUAUUAACAGGUUAAAUAAAUCCAAACGGGAAGAACAUCCAGAUUUUAGAGCAGAAAGAGAAAAGAGAGAUAGGCUAGAAAGAGAGGAUAAGAAAAAGAUACUAAAAGAUCAAAAGAAGCAACAGGAGGAAGAUGAAAAGAAGAGAAAGGAAGAUGCUGAACUGAAAAGUUACAAUUCUUUGAUGAGUCAUGACAAUAUGAGUAAAUAUGAUGAUGGAAAUGAUUCUGAUGACUUUAUGUAAAAUAAGAAUAGUAAAUGUCAAACAGCUGCAUAAGUUUAUACAUUUUGAAUUGAAAUAUGGGUUUAAAAAUUGUUUUUUUCCUUUUGUU